UACAUAAUGAUGUUUUCAAAAUGUGCACAUGGGAAAGUUAUUUGUAGAUGAUACGUGGUAGUGACAAGUGCAGUUUCAUUGAGGAUAUACCCAUGUGGCAGCCCCCGUGUCCAUAUCGUCGUUGGGAGGAGUAAUACAUGUUGUCAAUCAGCACUUGUUGAAUUUUCGCCAAAAUUCUGUCACCUGCGGGCUGUGUUUUGGUGUUGAUCAAGGCUAGCCAUUGGCCUGGGCUUGGCCGUCUUGUGCCCUCUGACUGUCAGACCCAACCCAGCGGAUUUACGCGCGGCGAAACAAUGGCCGAGGACACACCGGAUAACGAUGCAUGGGAUGCAAAAUUUCUCGAGGACGAAGAGAUGGAUUUUUUUACGGAAUUGGCCCUUCACGAAACGGAGAGAUGGAUACAGGCUGUUACCAGGAAGACAUUUGUGUAUCCUGAUGACCCCCGGAAAUCUCUGGAGAAUGGAAUCCUCCUCUGCGAAUUACUUAACUGUUUGAGGCCUGGCUCAGUCAAAAGGAUCAACAAACAAGCCACACCCAUAGCAGGAUUGGACAACCUCAAUGUGUUCUUGACCUCUUUGAAGAACCAUUUUGGCCUCCAAGACACACAUUUAUUUGAUGUUGCUGAUCUUGAAGACUUAUCACAGAGAGCAAUAGCAGACUCUGACCAGCUGAAACAAGUAGCCGAUCGUCGACUGAGAAAUGUUGCUAUCACUGUAUACUGGCUAGGCAAAGUUGUAAACCAGUCAUUCCAAGGACCACAUCUAGACUUCACUGCCUUUGCACCUCUGGUGCAUCAUCACUCCAAGGACAUUAUAUUGGAUGAUCAUUUCAGACGGGACUCUUCUUGUUCAUGGGAGUCUAAUGAAUUGCAGUACUACGGGUCUCAUGAAGGAAAUUCUCGUGGGAAUAGACAAGAACAAGAAAACCGCCAUCAUAGAGACAGUUCUUAUGAAUCCUAUGAAAAAGGUUCUGAAGAUAGCCUAGAUGAACAAGUGUUUGACAACAUGCCAGUGCGCUAUGGAAGCCAGUCUGCGCUCAACAAGACGGGUGAAGGCAUGUAUUCAGAUGACCGACAAAACAGCAUGUACCGAAGUAGCCCUGAUCUGUCACAAGGGUCAUACCACAGAAGGUCCUCAUCCAAUGACAGUCUAGAUGGAUCCUACCAUGGCAGCCACUCACGGCAGUCAUCAGGGAGCACUGAGAACUAUCCCACCAGGCCCCACCGCCGGACAAGCUCUUCCACCGCUGAUCCACUGCAGUUUGUCAAGCAGAAACCGACAGACUUGGCCAAGAAAGCAGAGGAGCAAAUGAAGGUCGCUGCCACUCAGAAGGAGUACAAGAUUCCUGUGGUUGUUGACAAGGAAGAAGAUGACUGGCAGUCAAACCUAAGCAGCUGGAAGACCCGCAGGAAGAGCCAGUCCCAUCAGGCAUAUCAGAUGAAGGAGGACCUGGAGGAACUCACUAAGGACAAGGAAGGGGAGGUGAAGACAACUCUACAGACAAAGACCUUCAGCCAGAUUCAGCAAGAGAGAGAGCGGCGUAAGAGUUCGAAUGUAAGAAGUUUCUACCCUGUAGAAGAGAAUGAAGAUGAGAGUGAUGUGAGCACACGACAGGAUUCUGCCUUCACCACCAGUGACAGUGCUACAAUAGGAUUGCAGUAUAGUUCCACAGUGCCUGACUGGGCAAAGGACAAUGAAGAUGCCAGUGAAGACAAUAACAACAAUCAGUCCGUGGACAAUAAGAAUGGAAUGCUUGAGGAUCCUUUUGAUGUGCCUGAAACGUCUCCCAUAAGUAAACCAAGUCCCAGUAACAGGCAGUCCAUGGAGAGCCAGUUUUUACCAGAUAACAGAGAUUGGGAAGUUAGGGAAAGUGUUUCAAAACAGAAUUCACGCAAUAACCUGGAAUCUACACCCAGAUCCAACAAAAUCAAUGAUAUCAGACACAGGUUUGAACAAAGCGAACAACAGCCAAAAUCUCGAUCUUCCACAGUUGAUACAAAGUGGAUGAGAUCUGUUGGCAAUGUUGGGGGUGAUUCUCGAUUUGGGCAAAGUAAUUGGAGUCCCAAAACGGAUUUAUGGACAUACAUCGACCACCACUACAAAAAUGUGUAUGGAAGCUUACGGAAAUCGGGCCGGGACUAUACAGAGAAAAAUAUCAAAAUUAGUCAGAAACCAAAUAGUGAAAAAGGUUUUGGAUUUACAAUAUGUGGAGGAGUAGAUACCCAACAGCCAGUUACUGUGCAGAAGAUCACGCUAGGAAGUGCUGCGGAUGUUUGUGAGGUUAUGGCCAGAGAUGAGAUCCUGGCCAUCAACAAAUGUGAUAUUUCCAGCAGGACCAAUGAGGAGGUUUCCAAGCUGAUUCAAGAUGCGGUCAAGUCAGGCCAGCUGGAGCUCAGGGUCAAGCGCUUCCUGGGGAUUAAUGAUGAUGAAGAUGAAUGUUUAUCUAGUGAUGAUGAGUUUGAGUCAAUGGAGCGAUCAGCGAGUCGUGCAGUCCACAGAGAGGACCCCAGUCUUGAGGGACACACUUCCUAUGACAGCAGAGACUCCACCACAUCUCAGGAAGAUUUCCGUGCAGCAGUGAACAGUAACCCAGUGGCCAGUGCUCUGGAUGAGGAGAGACAGUGGAUCAUGGACCAGCUGGACUAUGGACAGCCUUCACAGCAGGAGGAGGUGCAGGAUCCAGCAGAUAGACACCAUGUGUACAAGGAGUCUGAGAGUUUUGAACCCAUCCAUCAGGAGUCCCCCAGCCCAAGUCAGCUGGCCGCUGAGCCAUACACCAGCCACCGAACAGACAAGGAGGUCCUGACGCGACCAACCAUCACCAUGAGACGAGAGAGGGGGGUGCAGGGGAGUGGAAACACAGCGACGGACACCAAGCCAGCAGCAGCAGCAGCAGCUGAUACUGGGUACGAGGUGGAGAGACGAAGCCAGGCAGGACCUGAUGGUUCUGGGACAGAUGAUGUUGGUCCACCAGCCAUCUUGAGGAAGUGGCAGAGACAGAGACCACAGUCAGAGUAUACCUUUGAGAGAGAGAAGUCACCUGACAAGCGUCUCAGCUCAACACUGCCAUGGAUGGACAGCAAGUUGGCGGCAGAUGAUACCAGACCCAAGGACGAUCUGGUUCUAGAGAGAACAGCCAGGGACUUUGCAUCCUCACAGCCAGAACCACCGGUCCCAUCACCACGGCGACGAUUUGAAGACCAGAGAAAGCAAGAAGAGUGGAGUCAGAUGCAGGAAGACCUGAGACAGCAACCUGACUCCAAACAGAGGGAGGUGGAAGUCCCAAAGGAGAUGUUUACUGCCUCUCAGACUCUCCUGCGGCAGGAAUAUGAGAGUGACAUCAGACGAGCCCAGGAGAUCGCUCAGCAACGAGAAGAACAGGAGCAGCAGAUGUUAGAGCCAGAGAUGCGGCGGAUGCGAGUGACAGAGGAGCGGCGACAGGAACGCAGGCUACGGCAACAGCACCUGCAGCAGUCAGCAGCAGAGACAGGUCCAGAGUACGAAGCCCGACAUGCCGGGGACACCAUGCAGCUCUAUGAGCAGAACAGCAACACUCCUGACUCAGUGCCUGCUGAAAAAACUAGGUCAACCAUGUCAUUCCAAAUACAAAGUCAAGGUCAAUCCCAGGGUCAAGGUCAUCCAGGUGUUUUAGUGAUUGACCCUAGGAACAGAGGUGAUGAAGAGUCCCAGCCCACCUACAGCUUCCAGGUGAACAUGAACCAGCCAGGGUUGUCGGGGGACAUGUAUGUCCACCCCACCCAGCAGGCAGCCCUAUACGAGCCACCAUUGGUCGAUGUGGAUGCAAUUCGAGAGGAAGAAAGGAGGAAAAUAAGAGAAGAAGAAAGGAUGAGAGAAGAAGAGGAAGACAGAAGAUUCAGAGAGAAAGAAGCAUUACUUAGAGAGCAGGAGGAACAGCUUCGUCAAAAGGAGGAGUAUCUAAGACAGGAGCAGGAGAGAUUUCACCACGAGCAGGAGCAGUUGCAGCUGAUGAGGGCUUCUGCAGAGCAGCAUGCUGCUGAUGUCAUCCGAUUCGAAGCACCAGUGUCACAGGUGAGGGAGGCCUCCCCUUCCUAUCAGUCUACAAUCACACAGAAACGCCCAGAGAAGAUGCGUAACCAGACAGCGCCUCAGUACUCCACCACUGUGGUGGUCGAGCCCAAACCUUGGCAGCAAGGCCAUGUCAAGAUGGCAACUGAUGUCAGUGGCAAGUCGACCUUCUCACGAGAAGAUAUGCUAGCCAUGAACAGGAAGCCAACGCCUUUACAGACUCGUCCAAAUACAACUCCUCCAAACAGUCCCACAGGCUCAGGGCCAAUCAAACGUCCCACUCCAUCCAGGGAGCAAUUGCGUUCUCUCAAUGCUGUGCCCAAACCAAAAUUCAGAUCAUCACAUGAUUGGAUUGGCAGUGAACAAAAUAUGCAACAUAAUACCCGAAGUUUUCCAUCAUCAAGACAUUCUGAUAUCAUGAGAAAGCAAUAUUCUACCCCACAAGAACAUUGGUUAUUUGAGGAAGCAGAGAGGAGGAGACUAGCCAACCAGGAUCCUAAAUCUCAAACCAGGCAACCCCCACAAACACAGUUUAGUGGUCCCAUCAAGCCCACAACAGAUAAUCGGUGGAGAGGUGAACCAUCUAUGGAAAGGAGACAGUCUCCAAUUUUAAACACCUCUUUUGAACCACAUCCUUCUGAAGGAAGCAUGCCAGCUGCUAUUCGCCAGACUCUGCUGCAGAAAACUGCAGGUGCCCGUGGUUCUACUGGAAGCAACUACUCACAGGAUCUGGGCGGGUCUUACAAUCAAUACCCUAACCAAGGCCCAUCAUUGUCACACACCAUGCCAACAUCAUAUGGCUACAACAGCCCACGUUACAGGGACCAACAAGGUCAAGAAAUGCAGAUACCACCAUCGAGCCGAGCUCCACCUCCCCCGCAGAAGUCCGAUUCCUCUACAGCUCUGAGUGGCAGACAACAGUGCUCUCACUGUAACCAGGAAUUAGGAUUCGGUGCAGCAAUGAUCAUCGAGUCCCUGGGUCUGUCGUACCAUGUGCAGUGUUUUAAAUGCUGCGUGUGUCACACGCCGCUGGGGAACGGCAGUGAAGGUGCUGAUGUUCGGGUCCGUGUCAACAAGCUGCAUUGCCCCAACUGCUACAGCAACGAUGAAGCUGGCCUGAAAUUCAGCAAAGUUUAACUGUUGCAGUUUGACUCAACUAUCUUGAUAACUCCCAGAGAGAAACUGUGUCUUCACUGGGAAGUUGUCUAUGUACCUGAACGACUGUUGCCCCGAUGGAGAGUCCCUGCAUCCAAGGGUCAUGAUCCUUCCCAAGGUUACAAUACUGCAGCUGUUAAUCAUCACCAUUUAGACACUGAGUUCUACACAAUCAAUUAUAGUCCUCAUAAUGUUCCACACACUCUGUAUGUAAUCAGAUAACAUCAGAAGACACCUAGGUAUCCCUGUAUUUGCCGUCAAUGGUGCAGCAUGCUUGGCUGGUCUGACUUUGUCCUAGCUUUCUCCGGCUACCAGAUCAUAUGGGUAUAGUAUAUGAUGUAAUCAUGGAUUGUUCCUUAUCUCUGGGUGUAAGGGUGGAGUUAGUCACUUGUAAUGUUUCUCUGUUGCAUAUAGAAGUCCACAAAUUUAACUGCAGUAAAUCUGGAUGGAUUAGAGAGAAAAAAACUGCAAUUCUUUGUUCAUAAAUCUCUAAAAGAAUAACAUGGCUGUUUCUUAAGUUCCUGUUAUAAACUUUGUAGAAUAACAUUGGAGCUUGAGUGGUCAUAACCAGUAUUGUAAAUACUGUACAUUGCAUUGGUGUACCUGAUGAAUCAGUUACCUGAAUGGAAACAUGGUAUGGUUAAUCUGAUGCACCAGAUGAUACAGGAGUGUACCUGAUGACUAGAUGAUACAGGAGUGUACCUAAUGACUAGAUGAUACAGGAGUGUACCUGAUGACUAGAUGAUACAGGAGUGUACCUGAUGACUAGAUGAUACAGGAGUGUACCUGAUGACUAGAUGAUACAAGAGUGUACCUGAUGCACCAGGUGGUACAGGAGUGUACCUGAUGACUAGAUGGUACAGGAGUGUACCUGAUGACUAGAUGAUACAGGAGUGUACCUAAUGACUAGAUGAUACAGGAGUGUACCUGAUGACUAGAUGAUACAGGAGUGUACCUGAUGACUAGAUGAUACAGGAGUGUACCUGAUGACUAGAUGAUACAGGAGUGUACCUGAUGCACCAGGUGGUACAGGAGUGUACCUGAUGACUAGAUGAUACUGGGGUGUACCUGAUGACUAGAUGAUACAGGAGCGUACCUGAUGCACCAGGUGGUACAGGAGUGUACCUGAUGACUAGAUGGUACAGGAGUGUACCUGAUGACUAGAUGAUACAGGAGAGUACCUGAUGCACCAGGUGGUACAGGAGUGUACCUGAUGACUAGAUGAUACAGGAGUGUACCUGAUGACUAGAUGAUACAGGAGUGUACCUGAUGACUAGAUGAUACAGGAGUGUACCUGAUGACUAGAUGAUACAGGAAUGUACCUGAUGACCAGAUGAUACAGGAGUGUACCUGAUGACUAGAUGAUACAGGAGUGUACCUGAUGACUAGAUGAUACAGGAGUGUACCUGAUGACUAGAAGAUACAGGAGUGUACCUGAUGACUAGAUCAUACAGGAAUGUACCUGAUGACCAGAUGAUACAGAGGUGUACUUAAUGCACCAAGUGGUACAGAAGUUAGAGUUGGCUGGUUGGCAUGCCCAUGUAUAAAAAAUAGGAUGUACAUAUUUUGCAAUAUUCUACAUGCUAUAAUGAUAGAGCAUGAUUUGUUUAUUUACAGUAUCCAUGUAUUUCAAUAACAGUCAGAAUGCAUAGAAGAUACGUCAUCACUAUGAUUUUGCAACAAUUGCUUUGAAAUAUUGUUUCUAGAUUUAUUUUAUUGCCCUCCACAUUACAGUUUUUGUUUUCUUUGUUUCACUAGUCUAUAAGUCUGGUGGCACAUUGGUCCAUGUAUCAGUAUGUAGGCUACACUGAGUGGAUUGUGUGUCUGAGUGGAGAAGUCUGGUGGCACAUUGGUCCAUGUAUCAGUAUGUAGGCUACACUGAGUGGAUUGUGUGUCUGAGUGGAGAAGUCUGGUGGCACAUUGGUCCAUGUAUCAGUAUGUAGGCUACACUGUGUGGAUUGUGUGUCUGAGUGGAGAAUGUCUGGUGGCACAUUGGUCCAUGUAUCAGUAUGUAGGCUACACUGUGUGGAUUGUGUGUCUGAGUGGAGAAUGUCUGGUGGCACAUUGGUCCAUGUAUCAGUAUGUAGGCUACACUGAGUGGAUUGUGUGUCUGAGUGGAGAAUGUCUGGUGGCACAUUGGUCCAUGUAUCAGUAUGUAGGCUACACUGUGUGGAUUGUCUGAGUGGAGAAUGUCUGGUGGCACAUUGGUCCAUGUAUCAGUAUGUAGGCUACACUGUGGAUUGUGUGUCUGAGUGGAGAAGUCUGGUGGCACAUUGGUCCAUGUAUCAGUCAGUAUGUAGGCUACACUGUGUGGAUUGUGUGUCUGAGUGGAGAAGUCUGGUGGCACAUUGGUCCAUGUAUCAGUCAGUAUGUAGGCUACACUGUGUGGAUUGUCUAAGUGGAGAAUGUCUGGUGGCACAUUUGUUUGUGUAACUGGAGUAUAUUGGUUGAAAUGGGAGCAUAACAGGAUAUUGCGAUACUUGUGCCUACAAUUGGCUUUGAGAAUACAGAAAUGGUGUCUGUGGAUGGAUCCUUUGUGUAUAUAUUGUAGAUUACUGCCUGUACCUCAGCACCUACAUACAUAUAUAUGUACCAUCCAUAAUACAAACAAUACAUACACACUGGGCUUUCAAUUGUGCAUUUAAGAAUUUGGCUUCUAGUUUAGAAUGAUACUCUGAAGAUGGAAGACACAGGAAUUCUUUGUCAAUCAUAAAUGAAUGCAUAUUAUAUUUUACUUCAUACAAGUCUGACAGUAGAUUGGAGUAUGCAAACCAUGUUGCCUUUUGCUGUACAUAUUAAUCAGAUUUAUUUUACUUUCAGUGAAUUGUCAUUUAUGCUGGGCAUGUAUUUUCAUACCUAAGAAUAUAUUUUUUGGUGUAAAAAUAUAAAGGAAUACAGUACUUAUUAUGCAUGUAGCUGUAUAUACAGUGUACUCGGUUAUUAACUGCUGUAUGUCAUAUGUACCCAAUAUGUUUUGGUCACAUGGUGGAACGACCGUUACCUUCUAAGAACAAGGUCAGCUUCUCGUCCUUCCCUGGUAGGGAAUGAGCUGAGUACAUCUGGCAAAGACAAAUUCUUCUUGGAGGUUAUGAAAGCAAAGGAACAUCUGGUUGAAAAUGCUUUGUUUCUGAUCGAGGAUUUGUGAGGCUGCAAUUGUUAUUGUCAAUAUGUUUUAAGUAAUAUCUGCCUAAGGAACUUGUCUUAAGCCAAACUGGCAUGACUUGGUAUAUGUCUUCUUGUGGAGGUCCAUCCAAUUGUCAUGGUCAGUUUUACCAAUUGGUUGUGACGGGCCACGUCCUCGCGAUCAGUUUUACUGAUUGGUUGUGAUCGUUGUUGUUUAUUUUGGGGACCAAAAUGACAGGAUUAAGUAUAUCAUUGUAUUGGUCUCAAGUCAGAGACAUUUGUUACAAAUCACUGAUCAUGUUUUGAUGUUGACAGUUAUCAUGUGUGGAGCUCCAUCAUGGAUGACUAAGCUUUUGUUGGAGAGUUACAGAAACAGGCCAAAGUAGAUAUGAUUAAGAACUAGUGACAGCUAAUAAAUGAAGUGUACCCACCAACCUAAUUCAUUGUGUGUGUUACCAAAGUCCUUGUACCCUCACCUGGUGGAAAGAAUAGAUACACUUGGAUCUUAGAUUGAGUAAAAAAGCAGGUUCCAUAUUUUGUGACAGCUGGGUUGGCUUGUAUAAGGGUAAUAAACAUGACUUGUUUGUGCUAUUUCUUUCAUAUGUUCAAACUGUAAUAAACCAAAUGAACAAACAGAUGAGAUGUGAAUCUCAAACUACAUUGUGUAGGAUUAGGGGUUUUCCACAUCUCCAUCAACAUGUUGCAGUGGAUUUCAAAAGCUGCUUGUCCUUCUUCCUGGAGAAUAACAUGUUCUUAAAUCUGAUGGACUGUUCAGUUUCUCAGUUGGUAAUCACUAUUAUAUUUUGUAGUUGCGUAGCUGCAGACAGUGUAACUCUUGUUAGGGUGGAACAAGUGUGAACUUGGACUAGUUACACAUUCCAGUCAAAGCAAAAACUGGUAUCUGUUUAUUGAUUUUUGUACUUUUGAAGGAUUCCAUGAAGUUAAUUUAUUACAUUUUUAAAUGGUUAAGUUUGGAUUAUUUAUAAGAACAUAGAUCUGCAGAAAGUGUGUCAUGGUGCAUGUAUUUUAAAGUUCACAUGUACACCCAUACUACUUACUGAAGAUGUAAAGAUGGGUGUGAUAAUUAGAUGAGGUUGUGGAGGAGUCAGGAUGCUGUCUCAAAGUGUUCAGUCUGCCUCCAGUAGAGGAAGGCGAGUGUCACCUACCAGGGAGUCCACAACGCUGCUACAGAGGAUAUUAUCUCUAUAUUGAAACAUACAGAAAAUGCAAUAAUUUGUUCAUGUACAUAGCUUUUAAGAGCAAUUGUCUUUUUAAAGUUUUUAAAGUUAAUUGGAUUAUGCAUUAUGAAUUUGUUACGAAUUUGUUGUUUAAACCAUUUGACAGUUUAGUGACAAGUUAGGUAGUUUUGAGGUGCACCUGUGUGAAGACGCACGUCUGGAUUGUCACAUGGUAGCUGGUGUUGAGGUGACCUAUAGGGUGACAUGAGUCUAGCAUGUGGGGUACACUUGGAGAGUCUAGAUUGUCACAUGGUAGCUGGUGUUGAGGUGACCUAUAGGGUGACAUGAGUCUAGCAUGUGGGGUACACUUGGAGAGUCUAGAUUGUCACAUGGUAGCUGGUGUUGAGGUGCACCUAUAUAUUCGCCAUGCUGGUUAUGUACAACACUAACGUUUAGAAUCAUGUAUCACACAGUACACAGUACAAGCUGAGGAUAUAUGCUGAUAUCACCAUAUGCAGCAAUAAAGAAAUAAUGAUGA
This is a messenger RNA of Haliotis rubra (blacklip abalone), 10040 nucleotides long. Its product is annotated as LIM and calponin homology domains-containing protein 1-like. NCBI's taxonomy places the organism in Eukaryota, Metazoa, Mollusca, Gastropoda, Lepetellida, Haliotidae. The record is from RefSeq and is a predicted model, not a curated record. Gene Ontology annotation, molecular function: protein binding. Gene Ontology annotation, biological process: regulation of signaling; regulation of cell adhesion.